Messenger RNA from Nezara viridula (southern green stink bug), 2613 nucleotides. NCBI's taxonomy places the organism in Eukaryota, Metazoa, Arthropoda, Insecta, Hemiptera, Pentatomidae. The record is from the annotation of a GenBank genome assembly.
GUAGAAAGCUAAAUAAUAAUCUUAAAACGUCCAGAAACAAGGGUCGGAGGGGUAAUAGAGGUCUAGUGUUGAUAUCAGAGCUCGAUUCCUUCCCACUUUGAGUGAGAAAACCUGGUAGUGUUAUAGACCUUGACCAUUUCCUCUUCUAUGCUGGUGGUAAAUGAUCUAUUCAUUGAGGAACGACGUAUUCCCUUCUCUUGAAUUGUGUUGCUGUGUUUGGCUUACAUUCUCGAAAUGUGUUUUCUGAACAUAGGAUCUUUAGUUUAAUGUUAUUAUCAAGGUUUGAAUAUAUAUUCGAGAAAUUUAAUUGAGGCAGUGCAUUUUAAAUUCAUUUAUAAUUUAGUAUAAUUUAAUUUGUUUAGGCAUUCAUUAAACAUAAGAAAUGGCUAAACGAGACAAUGAUAUGAAGUCAAAAGUUGACAGAAUAGUUGAAAAAUUCCUUGGCUUUAAUGAACCAGUUUUAGCAGCUACUGCUUUAAAUUGUGUUAACAAUGGAUAUGACAAGAAAAAAACAACAGAAAAGCUGGGGAAUCUAUUGGAUACGAGCAAAGCAGAAAAGUUGGCUGAGAAACUUUCUGGGCUUUACACAGAAGGUGUUAAAGAUACCAAAACCAACAGGAAGAGACAUUUCGAUGAUCUUGAUCCUUUCACAGAAAAUAAAAAAAUUAAAUCUGAUAGGGAUGCUGAUAAAAAGGGUGAUGUGCUAUCUUCCAAUGAGAUUAAAAAUAUGAUGGCGAAUGCUCAAAAAAUGAUAGAAGAAAGGAAGAAAUCUUUAAUGGCUAUUAAAGGUGGUUCUAAUACAAAUUCUCAACCUCCUGUCAAAUCAGCUCCAAAGGCUUUACCAACUCCACCUAUUUCUAGUACUGUUUCAGCAGUGCGAGUCCCUGAUGAGAAAGCUAAGAAAAUAGCUCUUUUACAGGCUCAAAUAAAAAACAAAUUGAGCAGUGGCGUACUUGGUUUUGAUGGAUCGGGGAUACAAGUUGGCAAGCCUACUCCAUUGAUUCUUGACAGCGAAGGCAGAACUGUUGACAGCACUGGGAGGGAAGUUCAACUUACUCACGUUGUACCUACACUCAAGGCAAAUAUUAGAGCCAAAAAAAGGGAAGAGUUCAAAGCACAACUUCAGGAGAAACCUACUGAAGAGAGUUCGGAGGCCAAGUUUUUUGAUCCCAGAAUUUCAGCCAGAUCAAAUGUCAGGAACAGAAAAGCUUUACGUUUUCAUGAACCUGGAAAGUUUCAACAAAUGGCUGACAGAAUGAGAAUGAAGGCUCAGUUACAAAAACUUCAAAGUGAAAUUUCUCAAAUAGCGAAAAAGACCGGGAUUACAUCAGCUACAAAACUGGCACAGAUUGCUCCAAAGGUUGAACAGACAUCAGCAGACAUUCCUCACGUGGAAUGGUGGGACUCUGUGGUUCUCUUAAAUGAUUCAUACGGUCCAGAUGAUGAGGAACCGAAAUUAAAAGAAGAAGCAAUUACACACCUUAUCGAACACCCAAUCCAAAUGAAAGCUCCUACUGUUCCAUCAAAGCCUGUUUAUAUGCCGGUAUUUCUUACGAAAAAAGAACGAAAAAAACUUAGGAGGCAAAACCGAAGAGAAACAUGGAAGGAAGAGCAAGAGAAAAUACGUUUGGGUUUAGUUGCUCCUCCAGAACCAAAGCUCCGUAUUUCAAAUUUGAUGAGAGCCUUGGGCACAGAAGCUGUUCAGGACCCAACAAAAAUGGAAGCUCAUGUAAAAGCUCAGAUGGCAAAGAGAGCUAAGCAGCAUGAAGAAGCAAAUGCAGCUCGUCGUCUUAAUCAAGACCAAAGGCGAGAGAAAAGGAGGCGAAAGCUAAUGGAAGAUACUACUCUUGGGGUUCAUGUUUCCGUUUAUAGGGUAAAAGACUUGACAAAUAUGACCAAAAAAUUCAAAGUGGAAAUGAACUGCAAACAGCUUUUCAUGACAGGAGCAGUUAUAAUGUACAAAGACUGUAAUGUUGUCAUUGUUGAAGGUGGACCUAAGCAACAAAGUAAAUACCAUAGAUUAAUGAUGCAACGAAUAAAAUGGGAAGAAGAUUCUGUGAAAAAUACUGAUGGUAAAGAAACACCAAACAACUGUGUGCUCGUGUGGGAGGGUAUGACUCCUACAAGGCACUUUGGAGAGAUGAAAUUUAAAGUCUGUGCUACCGAGAAGCUUGCUAGAGAACAGCUUAGAAAGCAUGGGGUGGAACAUUAUUGGGAUCUCGCAUACAGUGGAACCGUGUUAGAAACAGAAGAAAAAUAAAUGUAAUUUAAAUAGUCUUAACAAUUUUUUCUCUAAGGUUUUCUAUUUGUAAAUAAUGUGAAUAGAUAAUAAUUGAAAUGUUAUUAAUAAAAAUAAUCUUAUGUUUAUUUUCUUCAAACCUAUAUUGCUCAGAGUUGUUCUAUUAAGUUGUAACCUUAAUAUUUUUAUGUGAUAAAAUAAAAUAUAACUUACCAAGAUAAAAUUGGAAAAUACAACACUCCGUGACCUUCACCCUACUGUGCUUGACUGCCAUUGUCACCAUCAUUCGAAUUUGUUUAUUAUAUAUUAUCUAUUUUAAGCCAAUAAUGGUAAAACAUUAUAUUUGUUUUUAAAGAAAGAAUUAAUUUGGAAGG